Phaeoacremonium minimum UCRPA7 is the source of this 2727-nucleotide messenger RNA. RefSeq names its product putative cell cycle checkpoint protein rad17 protein. The transcript has a single exon. Gene Ontology annotation, molecular function: chromatin binding. NCBI's taxonomy places the organism in Eukaryota, Fungi, Ascomycota, Sordariomycetes, Togniniales, Togniniaceae. The record is from RefSeq and is a predicted model, not a curated record. Gene Ontology annotation, biological process: DNA repair; DNA damage checkpoint signaling; mitotic DNA replication checkpoint signaling. Bases 1 to 2727 code for a protein of 908 amino acids.
AUGGCACCGCCUGCGAAGCGUCGCAAGCGGAACAUUGUCGCGGCCGAUGAGGAUGACGAGGAUGAGAAGCCGCAAACCAACAGGAACAGCCUGAAGAACUUCCUGUUCUCCUCCCCCGAUUCGAAAGCCGGGGCAAAUAGAGCGCCGUCUGCAUCGCCAAGCCCCGUGAAGAAACCCGUUCGACCAUCCGUGCUGGCCCAGUCUUCCUCGAAUGGCUCAUCCAACUCUCUUGCCAACCUGGCACGCCAGGCCAAAGCUACCACCAAGAGUCCUAGCACAAGCCCCGAGAAGAAGGUCAAAACGCAGAAGAAGUUCUCUGAUGAGAAGGGGAAAUCUGCUGAUCUCCUCACCUUAUUCUCCAAGCAAGCCCAGCGCGUUCAGACCGAUGGACCGUCUAGCGGCACUAGAAAGGUUGAUACGUGCCCAUUGGACGAUAUUAUCAGCGAUCCCAUAUCCGAAGAUGACGAUAUUGGUGUCCGAAAUGUCACUGCGUCGAGUCUUGUAGGCAAAAACGCGAAGAAACGAUUCAGGGAAAGCUCGCAACCUGCGGCUUCGAGUAGUGCAGGUGCGAGCCAGAGAUUCCUACGGCCGCCCAAACCUACUGGGCCUUCCGCUGCCAUUGACGACGAUCAGCGCCCGUGGUCAGAACGGUUCGGGCCGGCCAAUCUCGACGAGCUGGCAGUACACAAGAAGAAGGUGGCUGACGUGCGGAAAUGGUUAGAGGAUGUCACGAAUGGACAGUUACGACAGCGUCUACUGAUAUUGAAGGGUGCUGCCGGCACUGGCAAGACAGCAACUAUGCAAUUGCUCGCCAAGGAUAUGGGCUGUGAAAUUUUGGAAUGGAGGAACCCUACCGGAUCACUGGGUGCCACACAAGGAUACUCAUCGGCGUCAGCACAAUUCGAGGAGUUCAUGGGAAGGGGAGGGAAAUUUGGUCAGCUUGAUUUCGAGGAUGAUUCGGCACCGGCGAAUACGAAACACCAUGGAGCUACGGACAGUGGUUCCACAGAAGACGACAAACGGAGGAUCAUCCUCAUCGAGGAGUUCCCCAACACGUUCAUGCGCUCAGGAAGCGCGUUGACUGCGUUCAGAAAAUCAAUAUUGCACUUUCUAGCAACGAACACUCCUGCUCUAGCGACUUUUGGAAGGCAGGGGCUCGACGAACCCAUUAUACCCAUCGUAAUGAUAAUAUCUGAGACACUAUUAACAACGACCUCUGCAUCUGCGGACAGCUUUACGGCGCAUCGACUCCUUGGCCCUGAAAUUCUGAAGCAUCCCGGAACCGGCGUGAUAGAAUUCAACAACAUUGCUCCAACUUUACUCGCCAAGGCGUUAGAACUAGUAGUCUUGAAGGAAGCGAGAAAGUCCGGUCGUCGUCGGACUCCAGGGCCACAAGUUCUGAGACGGCUAGGAGAGAUCGGCGACAUUAGAAAUGCUAUAUCUUCGCUGGAAUUUCUCUGUCUCAAGGGGGACGAUGAUGCAGAUUGGGGCUCCAAGGUCACAUUCACCAAAGGGAAGAAAGCCUCCAAGGACCAAGCCCUGACCAAGGGUGAGGCAGAAAGCCUUGAAUUGAUCUCACAGAGAGAGGCAAGCUUGGGUAUCUUUCAUGCCGUUGGUAAAGUCGUCUACAACAAGCGGGAUGAGACACCAUUUCCAAGAGGCUCUGAGGAAGCUGAGGCUGAGGUGCUACCGGAUUAUCUUGCCCAUUAUGCACGGCCCAAAAGAUCACAGGUAUCCGUCGAUACCCUCAUUGAUGAGACAGGCACAGACACCGCGACUUUUAUUUCUGCUCUGCACGAGAACUACAUCCUGUCUUGUGAGCCAAGCGGGCGCUCAGAUCCACAAUCAUCCGUCGAUUACAUCAAUGACUGUAUUGAAUACUUAUCAGAGAGCGACCUGUUGAAUCCGUCUUGGGACAUAUUCUUCGGUGGCAAGGGCUUCGGUAGCGGCUUUGGAAAUAGGGACCAGGGAAGUCAUAUCUUAAGGCAAGAUGAGAUGGCUUUUCAAGUCGCGGUUCGCGGUCUGCUGUUUUCUCUACCGUCACCCGUGAAACGUAUGACUCUAGGUUCUGGAGGCGGCAAGGGAGGAGACUCAUUCAAGAUGUUCUACCCUACGAGCAUCAAAUUAUGGAGAGCUAAGGAGGAAUUGGAGGGUCUAGUCGAUGUAUGGGCAGCGAAGAUGUUGAAGGGAGAGGAUUUGCCCAUCACCCCUCUCCAGUCCACGACCAGCCUCACGCAAGGGGCAUCCGCGUUCCGCAAGAACAAAGGCAGCAGUGUCGGCGACUGGGCAGCAAAUAAGACCGAACUCAACUAUGUCCGUAAACCACCACCAAAACCGGAGGCUCAGGAGGAAGAAGAGAGUGCCCCGUUGCUCUCCUUGGGCAAUUCGGCUCGAAAGGAGAUGAUCCUUGAGCGACUGCCCUAUAUGGCGCAUAUUUCACGGCGUCGAAAAGGCUCGUUCAUGUCCAUGGGCACGCGUGAUCUUGAGAAGAUAGUGUCUUUCCAAGGAAUCGGCGGUCCACAGACCGAAGAGUCAUCCGACGAAGCAGACGAAGGACAAGACGCGAAUGGCGAAGCUUGGGCGACAGAUAAACCUACGGAUGAGUCGAGUCCUCGGAAGAAGAGGGCCGCCAUUCGUAGCCGGGCUGAUCAGAGCGAGGGUUCUCUGGUUGGUGAUUUGCAUGUACACAAACUCGUCCUCAGUGACGACGAUAUAGAAGACGAUUGA